Molecule: messenger RNA, 276 nt
Organism: Sclerotinia sclerotiorum 1980 UF-70
Lineage: Eukaryota; Fungi; Ascomycota; Leotiomycetes; Helotiales; Sclerotiniaceae
Exons: 3
Coding region: 1-276 (91 amino acids)
Source: RefSeq, a predicted model, not a curated record
AUGUACGGAGAUUUCUCCCAAUUCGAAAUAGUGGCUGCGGGGAGUAGCCCCACUCGUUUCAUUUGCAAGUUUGGGAAUGUUAUACCCCGCAAAGAGGCCGCGUGGUGUUUGUUGUUUGCUAUUUUCUCCCUACGGCAGAACUUUGAUAGUUGUUUCCCCCGGAUUUCUCCACACGCCGUUGCUGCACGACAAACAUGGUUCCUGAUUGACACUGAUACGGUUCAUGCCGAACCAGUUAGAAUGAACAUCUGGAGCUCGAAGAAAGGAAUGCGGUAA